Molecule: messenger RNA, 5418 nt
Organism: Orbilia oligospora ATCC 24927
Lineage: Eukaryota; Fungi; Ascomycota; Orbiliomycetes; Orbiliales; Orbiliaceae
Exons: 7
Coding region: 1-5418 (1805 amino acids)
Biological process (GO): small GTPase-mediated signal transduction; regulation of GTPase activity
Cellular component (GO): cytoplasm
Molecular function (GO): guanyl-nucleotide exchange factor activity
Source: RefSeq, a predicted model, not a curated record
AUGUCGCAAAUCAACCGCCAAAACCUCACGCAGCCGACUGGUCCUGUACCGCGUAGGCGUAGCGAAGGGAGCAAAGAUAGACAGCGGCCUGAGCUCCUCACCUCGAACGCCAAUCGGAAAUCUGGGGCGUUCAGCCCAUCCUCUCCCUUUAGCCCAUCAUCCACUCCGUCUUCUGCCUUCAAAACCAAAAAUUCAAAAGCGGGGUCUGCAUCCUUAAACAGCCAUGUUCGAAGCAUCUCACGCUCUGUAAACGAUAUAUUCGCUCGGUCGAAGUCUCCAUCAUCGUCGUCAUCCAUACAGCAACUGCACCGGCAACAGACUGAUGGGUUUUUAGGGGAUCCAAGAGCUGGUGAUAAAAAUUCAGAGUUAAGGAGGCCCCACACUGCUUCAAUAACUAGUGGUGGAAAAUUCCCAGAAUCGGAUGAAGCAUCAUUUUUAGGGGAUCACCAUGGAAGAUCACAGGAGUUGGUACUGGAAGGGUGGCUCAAUGUUGUAAAUUCCCAUUAUUCGAGAAAGGGGGCUUUAAAAGAUGCCUGGAAGCUGCAUUUUGGGGUUAUUCAGGGUCACCAUUUGAGCCUGUACAAACCUCCACAGAACCUUCAUAUUCGAUCAUUCGAUGUCCUGGCCAAAGCUCCCCCCAAGACUGCCGGUUCUAUUACGAGCAUAACUACAACGGCGACCCGGCCUCAAACUGCUCCCGACAUUGCCCUGGUUUCAUCGCAGGAAACAUCUACGUUAAAGCACAACAAGGAAGACAGACAUCCUGACUUAGUUUUGGAAACAGAUGGAUCGGUUGCCACUGGGUCGGUCGAGGCGAUAUGCCACGAGAUACUAUUCGGCAGAAACGACAUAUUCUUUAGGUCCAUGUUGCUAACUCUGCCAGCAUGGACAAUUCCAGAGACGGCUCUUGCGACCUUUACUGAGUAUACUAAGGGGAGGAAUAUAAGUGGGAGGAUAGAGCGAGUAGUGACAACAAUUCUUGAUUCUUCGUUUGGGAUGCUGUUAGAGAUGAGAUACCACGAGGCUUUGAUUGCACUAAUAGAGAAGGGAAUCAAGCCGCACAAUGCACAAUUGGCGAUUGCUCUGUCUGGAAGGGUCGAAUCUAAGCUAAGUUAUCUAAAGUCCGAGCUCUUCCCGACGAAUGUAGGCAAAGAGACAGAAAAUCACGAAAAACGACAGGCACUCACUCUCUCGCCGAACGAAUUCCUUUCAAUACCUGCCGGUCACCUAGCGCAGCAGAUUCAUCUAUUCCACAAAAAGUACCUUCAGAUAUGGAACCCUGGAACCGAUAUUUCGCUGCUGAUGGAUGUUACACAUGCCCUUCCGGCUGCAAACAAGAACCCCCUAGUUUUCACUUCCAGUGCCAUUCAUUUUCUGGGAGAGAAGCUGUGCACAGAUAUUCUAAUGCCGAACCACUCGCAUGAAUUCCGUGCUUCGCUGCUAUCGCGUUGGAUUGAUGUUGGGAGAAUACUCCAGGACCUCGGUGAUAUGGUUGGCUGGUUCUCAGUUAUUAUGGCUAUCCUCUCGCCGGCUGUCCUCAGGCUUCAGAUGACCUGGCAGAUGAUCGAGGAGUCAAAGCUGAGUACCGUAGUAGAAGAAUGGGUGCCCGUAAUGCUAGAUCUAGAACGGCGCAAAUUCGAAUUAAGCACUACAGAGGCUGUUCGUCCCAGUGUUAUGGCCCCUGGAGGUGGUGGGGAAACAAUCGCGGUGCAAGAUAUUGUUCCCUAUUUCGGUGAUCUGUGCCAUUCCCUUACCGAGUCUACUGACAGCAGAAACAAUAAAAUCGACUGCAAAAGGUUUCUUGACGGAUAUGAAGGGAUUGAGGCUGGUCUUAAGAGGUGGAGCCGAUACCCGGACGAGAAGAGCGCGAAUGGCAAAGAUAUUCCACCAGCUAAAUACAAAGAGGACCCUCGGAUACAGGAGUGUCUUCGGCUCUUAAAUAAUGGGUCUAAGGCAAUAUCCGUGUAUUCGUCCUCCCUCUUCCAGAUGUCCUUAGCCGCUGAACGGCCAAAUACCGGGUUUUAUGUCCAGCCACACUACCAUCAAAAACCCCCUCUAAGUACUGGUACUAGUAUUCCACUAGCAUUCACAGAGUUGCUACCUGGAUUCUCCCUCUUUAACUGGGAAGAUACCUUGACGAUUGCAGAAGCUUUUGGAAAGAAACAUUUUAAUGCGAGUACCGGAAACUUAACGGCCAUUGAAAUGGAUAAUGACCUCAUGCUUGCCGUACCUAGCGCUUCCACCCCAACCUUACGACGUACAAGAUCAUUCCCUCCUCAACGAGCAUCAGCAAAAACCACCGGCUAUAAUGCCUUAGAUGUAGCCACACAUGAAAGAACGGCAGGGCUCCAGAGCAAAGACAGUACUAUCUUGAGAGCUGUCCGAGAUGUUCUAGGUGUGGAUGAGGAGAGUUUUUAUAGUAAGGAUGGAGAGCUGAUGUUAAAAGCUGAUGUUAACACGGAUAUUGGGGGAUCUCGACCUACAAGUUUGAUAGAGCACGGAAGACGCCCAUUAAGUAUUGCCUCGGGACAUGCGGAUGGAGCUGAUCGUGACAGGCCGCCGUCAAUGGUGAACCCAUCCCGGUACAGUACAAAAGCCAUGAAUGUGGUUACCAAGGGUGGUACUCUAGAGAGACUUGUUGAUAUCCUAGUGCUUGGAGUGCAGGAUUUCAGCACUAGGAUGUUUUCUCGAAGUGAACAUGGAGAAAAGAAGGAACUACCGGCAUUCGGAAUGGACGAUGAACUUUUUAUCAUAACCUUCUUAGCUACUUUCCGAAGUUUCUGCCUGCCAAUUGUAUUACUCGAGUAUCUCAAAAAGAGACUACUGGGGGCCCGCUCCGCCGCCAAGCUAUCUGACAAAGUCAAGGAUGACGACGUAUUCCCUGACUGGACGGGUCUUUACCAGGAUAAAGAUGAGGUUUUGGACUGGAUCAUGGUGGCCAGGAUCCACCUUGGUAUUCUUCGAGUAUUAAGUUUCUGGGUGGACGAAUUCUACAUCGAUUUCCAUGGAGAUCUCGGUUUGAGGGAUGCUUUUGUUGAGUUCAUUGCAAUGCUCUCAAAGGAGUUCGCGAUAUGGGAUCAACAUACUUCUAACCACGAAGAGCUCCCUGACAUGAUUGAACAGAUAUUUAACCUGUUCGAGGAUGUGAGAGAGCAGUUUGAGAGGGGUUUUUAUCUCCCAUUACGACCUUCAAAUACCUUCCAUUCGCCCCCCUCCCUCUCCGUCCCUGUCCAUUGCCCUCUAAAAUAUCUUGAGGAGUUUAUCGACCAGGUCGAAAACCAUGCCAGACGAGCUUUCACGGAAAUCCGGCUUGUCGAUUGGAUGAUUACCUUCGAAAUUCUGGAAAUGCAGUCUACUGAGUUGAACGGAUUUUUGGUUUCAAAAUCGACUGCCCAAUCGUUUGAGGAUGAGGAUAUUAUCCAAAGCGUGUUUCUGAUCUUGAAGAAUCUCCCCAGGGUCGAUGCAAACGAAACUGUCUUUCAAAGUCUGCCGCCGCCCAUCCGAGCCUUUGCGAACCUUCAAAACGAUGUGAUCAACAUGUUUAUUUCCAUUGUGACUGACAAUCGCAUUAAUGCGGAUGAGCGGUCUCAAAGAAUAUUCUCGCUGCUGAGGUGCAUCUCGAUAUGCCAACGGCGGAUGUCUGUACUCGAUAUCUACGAGAAUGCUGGUAGCCCUGUCCCUCGGCAGUCUGUCCCGUCGUUCGUUGGAAACGCGAUAGCCGCAGCUCUUUGCUCCCCCGAAAGUCGGAUGUUCACGCAUUCUUGGAAUCUCGCGGGCGAGCUGGCGACAGGAAGACAUUCUGACCUCGAUAUCUUGCAAAAUGUGGUUCCAUCGUUGAACGAAGAGAGCAGAUUAUAUGGGCCGAUGACCGUCUGUCCGUCUUGGUUGCUUGACCGCAUGCUCGAGAUCAUCUGCAAUGUGCCAAACAUGCUAAUCGAAAAUAGUCGAUUGAUCAACUUUGACAAGAGGAGAUAUGUGUUCAAUCUUGUCAGCAAUUUCUUCGAUAUCGACCCGAACUCACCAAAUAUGGGGAGCUCCGGUGAGGAAGUCGGAACACCUAACCCUAACCACGACAGGCAAACACAGAGCCGGUUAGGUCGCCCUGCUGAUAGAAAGCAUCUGAAGGAACUUGCUUUCCGAGAGAAUUCUGUUACAAAGUCCAACAGGACGAAGGUGUUCUACCGCCUCCUUCAAAAAGAACACGAUAAGCGAAAGCGAGAUGGGAAAUAUCGUGAGAGCGUCGAGAAGCAACAUCGAGGGCAGCUCAAGGCGUCUCAGAAGACUAAGUCCUCAGGAUUGAGAAUGGACCCUGUAGCUGAGAAGAAAUCAGGACGAAGACUCGCAGUAAAUACUCUAUUCAAAGCCGUGCGCCCGAUAUCCAUGGCGAUAUCCUCCUCUUGGACCCCCCCGACCGCCAGCAAGGUUGUUCCACCUUCCGAGCUUCCUGUAAUGCACAGUUCGAAUUAUAAGACGAAGCCUGCAAUUAUUAUCGAUUUGUACAGGCUCGCGGGAAUGCACUCCUCACCCUCGUUUAGACAGAGACAAAUUUGGAAAAUGAAGACCGAAGACGGGUUAAGCUUUUUACUUCAGGCUACCGGGUCGGAAGAUACGCAAGCAUGGCUACAUUCCUUGGAGGCAAUUAGCGGAGACACCGUCAACACAGAUGGUGACGAGGUGAUGGAUGGCGGGAUGGCCUCAGCUCCAACUGUGGUUGUUUCUCCAUCUUUCGGUGUUUCACUCGAGAAGCUUUACCAGAGGGAUGGCCUGAAAGUCCCGUAUGUAGUAGAGAUGAUGCUUGGAGAAGUAGAGCGGAGAGGGUUGGAGGAAGUUGGCAUCUACCGUGUUCCCGGCGCCACCAGCAGUAUUGGCGCUCUCAAGGCAGCCCUUGAUUCUGAGGUUGAUGUCCGAAUGGAUGAUGACCGAUGGUUUGACAUCAACGCUAUUGCCGGAUGCUUCAAACUUUUCAUGAGAGAAAUGCCAAACUCUCUAUUAUCUCCUGAACUCCUUGAGGACCUUCGGGCAAUGCCAGCCGAUAUCGAGGAUUCCGAAAAGCCAUUGUACUAUAGGAACUGUUUUGCAAAACUUCCCCCAUGGAUCUAUUUCUUCCUUCAACGUUUUUAUAGACAUCUUCACCUAAUUGCACAAAACUCACACAUCAAUAAGAUGAACACAGUUAAUCUUGCUAUCGUCUUUGGUAUGGGAAUGGCAAAUGACGGUAGCGGCACCAUGGGUUUCAGCCCAGACUUUGGAUAUUUCCAACAGAUGGUACGAAACUGGAUUGGUCAUGCCGAAACCAUCUUCCCAGACCCGCCUGAGGAAGCUACGCCAGAGUCACCGUAUAUCGGGCACCAGGAAGAAUUCCAUCAUCCGUUCACUAUCCCGGUGAUCGUGGAGACGAACGCCGCUGAAGAUAGCUAA